AUGCCGUACAACUCCGUCCUGCUACUACCGCUGCUGCAGCUGCUGCUGCAGCUGGUGCAGCUGCUACAGCAGCCGCUGAAGCAGCAACCAUCAGUUGCAGCAGCUUUUCACCUCUCUCCUAGUCCCACGCGCUUUGUCCAAGCGUUUACAAUAACAGUUACAGCAGCAGCAGGACCAGGAGGAGCAGCAGCAGCAACAGGCAGCACGGAAGAAGAAGAAGUUGUGCGUCGUGGUGCCGCUGCAUACAGUCAGCUGCUUCGGGAAUCUUUACAGGAGGGAGCAGCAAGUAGCUGCUGGCAGCAGGUCAGCGAGCAGCUUCUGCUGCUGCAGCAAGAGACUCUGGAGGACGCCUGCAGCAGCAAGGGCGAGCCCUUUAGGGAGCUCAUUGCUCUGACGCGUGCCUCAGCUGCACAUCCUUGCGUGCAGCUCAACGAAUUGCUGCAGCAGCUGCAGCAGCUGCAACAGCUGCAGCAGCUGCAACAGAUGUCAGAAGGCAACUGGGAAGGCAUCUACGGAGAGCAGCAAGAACUGCAGCCGCAGGAGCAGCGGCAGCAGGAAGAGUCACCAGGCACGGCAGCUGAAGACGCAGAUUCCGGAGCAACAGCAGCAGCAGCAACAAGAGCAACAUCAGGAGCACCAGCGGAGAAGAAGGUGGAGUUGAUAUUGGGGGAUUCGCGGUUUCCCUUGCUGCAGCUGCAGGGGCUGCAGCAGCAGAAGCAGCAGCUGUACAGACAGUGCAUUGCUUUGACUCGGCGGCAAACUGCUGCCUGUCAGCAGCACAGCGCAAUGGACUUUGGGACAUUCGCUUUAGUUAGAGAACAAAUCAACCACAUCGACAACAUUUGUUUUUUCCUGCACAGUGCAGAGCGACAAAGGAGGGCUGAAGAGGCGGCCGUGCGUCUGUCUGCUGCUUCUGCUGCUGCUGCUGCUCGCAUGCAGCAGCAGCUGCAUCAUCUGGAGCGCAUGGGGAAGCUUCAGGAGCAGCUACAGCUGCAGCAGCUGCAAGGGGGAACGUACAUGCAGCAGCUUCUGCAGCAACUGCAGCGGGGGCUAGAAGAAUCGUUUGCUGUGCUGCAGCAGCUGAAGGCGUUUCAUCGCUCAGUCGGGCAGUGGCUGGGGGGCGGCGAAGCUGCAGCUUUAUAUUUUGCUGCUGCUGCUUCUGCCUUUUUGUUCACGUCAAGCAGCAGAGUUGCUGCUGCGCGCCUGCAGCUUUUUGUCCUUCUUGCUGCGUCUGCUGCUGCAGAGUUCGCGCUGCACCGGGGGGGGCUAUCGCCUUUCCUGAGCCUGCUAACUCAGCAGUACAAAUUAUCCACAGCUGCUGUUGCUGUUCCUGCUGUUCCUGCUGCUGCUGCUGCUUCUGGACGUACAGACGACAGCAUCCUGGCUUGGAUUGCGGAGGUCGCCUGGGGAGCCGCAGCAGCCGCAGCCGCAGCAGCUGCUGCUGCGGCUGCGGCUCAUGGAGUGUCUGUUGUGCGCUGGAGUUGUCUGCUCGCUGCCUGUUGGGUGUGGCUGCGCUGCUUCUGGAGGUACACCAGCCCGGAGCAGCAGCUGCAGCAGCAGCUGCUGCUGCUGCAGCAGCAGGUGGACGGGGUACGACAAGAGCUGCACGAAGCCCAAGCGGCGGGGGAGCCGAAAAUGCAGGAGGUGCAGCAACUGCUGCAGCAGCUGCUGCAGCGCGUCGCUGCGAAAGAUGCAACAAUUCAGCAACUGCAGCAACUCCAGUGGAAGGAAGAGCAGCUACGGCUGCAGCAGCAACAUGAACCACAGCAGCAACAGCCGCAGCAGCAGCAGCAGCAGCAGAGCUGGGCCGGCCGCGUUGUGAGGUGGGCAAUUCGCCUGGCUGCUAGCUUUGUCAUCUCAGUCUGUGCUGCUGCUGCAGCAAUAACUGCAGCAGCAGCAGCAGCAGCGUGGAGGUGCCUUCUUCUUCCGCUGAGGCUCUGCUGCCCCCUAAGAGCCGCCCGAUCCCCCGCAGCCUCCUACUGCAGCCGCAGCAGCACCAGCAGCUGGAACAGCGGCAGCAGCUGCAACAGGAAUAAGGGCUGUCGUCCUGCAGCUUUCCAGUCGGGGAAGUAUCUGCUGAACUGCUACAGCAGCAGGGCUCUGCUGCAGCAGCAGCUGCAACGCCAGGGCCCUGGAUUGCCCUUAGGGCUGCGACAGCAGUCGCUGAGAUAUAACGAAGACGAAGGGGAAGCAGCAGAUCCCACUUACCAACCCUCAACAAGCGGCAGCAGCAGCAACAGCAGCAACAGAAGCAGGAACAGCAGCAGCACAAGCAGCGAAUCUGAAUACGAGUCUCCUGUGGUUGGUGCUUCCGUUGCUGCGGAUGCUGCUGCCGAAGAGCCAGACACACCUUCCGCCGCUCUUUCUAGUGCUGCAUCAGCUGCUGCUGCUGCUGCUGCGCAGGCAGCCGAGAGCAGCAGGGCUGUGACGAAGUGCCAGCAGCAGCAGCAGCAGGAAAAGGGAGAGCGCCCUCAGCAAAAACAGCCCCCGCAGCCUCCCCCUCAGCAGCAGCAACAGAACCAGCAACAGCAGCAGCUGCAGCAGCAUCCGGCUGUACGCCGCAAUCCUGUUAGGGCCUGUCGGGUUGUGAAUUUCGCGAAGGUGGAGGACCCCCAACACCCCGAUGUCUUCUUGAGACAAGUCGUCCCCCCCGAGAGGCUAAAGGCGCUGCAUAGCUGUCGCACGCGUCUGAGUCCCUCUUCAGCGGGGACUCGCAGCAGCAGUCGCGGCAACAACAGCAGCAACAGCAGCAGCAACAGCAGCAGCGGCAGCACGUCCCCGACGAACCACAGCAGCAGCAAGCCGUCGGCGACGCAAGCAGCUGCCAGACCAACAAGAAGAAGCCCCGCCCCUCCUUCUCAACUCCUAAAGCGCACGUCACCCUCAAACCCACCCACACAAGAACAGAAGCAGCAGCAGCAACUGUUGCAGGAGCAGCAGCAGCAAGUGUCCACGCCGCCACAGGCGCGCAGAGCUCGAGGGAAGUGA
Messenger RNA from Eimeria acervulina, 2988 nucleotides. RefSeq lists its product as hypothetical. The coding region runs from base 1 to 2988 and encodes 995 amino acids. The record is from RefSeq and is a predicted model, not a curated record. Lineage: Eukaryota; Apicomplexa; Conoidasida; Eucoccidiorida; Eimeriidae. The transcript is spliced from 4 exons.